AUGAAAGUCGCAGCCAUACUGCUGGUCUGCGCAAUAGCUCAUGCACAAAAUAUAGACCUGAAUGACAAUGGAUGUCCGAUUGACCCGAGUAUUGAAAAACUUUACCCACAUGAACAUUGUGAUAAAUUUUAUCAAUGUACACAUGGAGAAUUAGUCUUACAUAACUGCACAUCCAAUCUCUUAUUUAAUGUUGACAAACAAGAAUGUGAUUGGCCCGAAGAUGUCGACUGUGGUAACAGGACUAUUCCUGAACCUUGUGAAAAUGAGAAUGACAAUACCAGUAACGAAAAUGAGAGCAGUGAAAGCGAAAAUGAAUGUAACUGCAACCCCCAAGAAGCCCCAUCAAUCUGUGCUAAGGAUGGAUCAGAUGGAACGCUAAUUGCCCAUGAAAACUGCAACCAAUUUUACAAGUGCUUCAACGGAAAGCAUGUCGCCUUGUCGUGCCCCGGAACACUCCUGUACGAUGCAUAUAAAAAACAAUGUGACUGGCCUGAAAAUGUAGAAUGCGGUGACAGGAUCAUCCCUGAACCGUGCGAAAACGACAAUGAUAAUACCAGUACGGAAAAUGGCGGCAAUAGUAGUGAAACCGAUAACGAUAACGGAAAUAAUAAUAGAACAUGCAAUUGCAAUCCUCAAGAGGCCCCCUCAAUCUGUACUAAGGAUGGAUCAGAUGGAACGCUGAUUGCACAUGAAAACUGCAACCAAUUUUACAAGUGCUACAAUGGAAAGCCCGUGGCCAUGAAUUGUCCUGGAGAACUCCUGUACGAUCCAUAUAAAGAACAAUGUGACUGGCCUGAAAAUGUAGAAUGUGGCGACAGGAUCAUUCCUGAACCGUGCGAAAACGAAAAUGACAAUAAUAAUACAGAAAAUGGCAGCAAUAGUAGUGAAACCAAUAACGAUAAUGGAAGUAAUAACAGAACAUGCAAUUGUAAUCCUCAAGAGGCCCCCUCAAUCUGUACUAAGGAUGGAUCAGAUGGAACGCUUAUUGCACAUGAAAACUGCAACCAAUUUUACAAGUGCUACAAUGGAAAGCCCGUGGCCAUGAAUUGUCCUGGAGAACUCCUGUACGAUCCAUAUAAAGAACAAUGUGACUGGCCUGAAAAUGUAGAAUGUGGCGACAGGAUCAUUCCUGAACCGUGCGAAAACGAAAAUGACAAUAAUAAUACAGAAAAUGGCAGCAAUAGUAGUGAAACCGAUAACGAUAAUGGAAAUAAUAAUAGACCAUGCAAUUGUAAUCCUCAAGAGGCCCCCUCAAUCUGUGCUAAGGAUGGAUCAGACGGAACGCUGAUUGCACAUGAAAACUGCAACCAAUUUUACAAGUGCUACAAUGGAAAGCCCGUGGCCAUGAAUUGUCCUGGAGAACUCCUGUAUAAUUCAUAUACAGAACAAUGUGACUGGCCUGAAAAUGUAGAAUGUGGCGACAGGAUCAUUCCUGAACCGUGCGAAAACGAAAAUGACAAUAAUAAUACAGAAAAUGGCAGCAAUAGUAGUGAAACCGAUAACGAUAAUGGAAGUAAUAACAGAACAUGCAAUUGUAAUCCUCAAGAGGCCCCCUCAAUCUGUGCUAAGGAUGGAUCAGACGGAACGCUGAUUGCACAUGAAAACUGCAACCAAUUUUACAAGUGCUACAAUGGACAGCCCGUGGCCAUGAAUUGUCCUGGAGAACUCCUGUACAAUUCAUAUAAAGAACAAUGUGACUGGCCUGAAAAUGUAGAAUGCGGCGACAGGAUCAUUCCUGAACCGUGUGAAAACGAAAAUGACAAUAAUAAUACGGAAAAUGGCAGCAAUAGUAGUGAAACCGAUAACGAUAAUGGAAAUAAUAAUAGAACAUGCAAUUGUAAUCCUCAAGAGGCCCCCUCAAUAUGUGCUAAGGAUGGAUCAGACGGAACGCUGAUUGCACAUGAAAACUGCAACCAAUUUUACAAAUGCUACAAUGGACAGCCCGUGGCCAUGAAAUGUCCUGGAGUACUCCUGUAUAAUUCAUAUACAGAACAAUGUGACUGGCCUGAAAAUGUAGAAUGCGGCGACAGGAUCAUUCCUGACCCGAGCGAAAACGACAAUGACAAUGAUAGUACGGAAAAUGGCGGCAAUAGUAGUGAAACCGAUAACGAUAAUGGAAACAAUAAUAGAACAUGCAAUUGCAAUCCUCAAGAGGCCCCCUCAAUCUGUGCUAAGGAUGGAUCAGACGGAACGCUGAUUGCACAUGAAAACUGCAACCAAUUUUACAAGUGCUACAAUGGAAAGCCCGUGGCCAUGAAUUGUCCUGGAGAACUCCUGUACGAUCCAUAUAAAGAACAAUGUGACUGGCCUGAAAAUGUAGAAUGUGGCGACAGGAUCAUUCCUGAACCGUGCGAAAACGAAAAUGACAAUAAUAAUACAGAAAAUGGCAGCAAUAGUAGUGAAACCGAUAACGAUAAUGGAAGUAAUAACAGAACAUGCAAUUGUAAUCCUCAAGAGGCCCCCUCAAUCUGUGCUAAGGAUGGAUCAGACGGAACGCUGAUUGCACAUGAAAACUGCAACCAAUUUUACAAGUGCUACAAUGGAAAGCCUGUGGCCAUGAAUUGUCCUGGAGAACUCCUGUAUAAUUCAUAUACAGAACAAUGUGACUGGCCUGAAAAUGUAGAAUGUGGCGACAGGAUCAUUCCUGAACCGUGCGAAAACGAAAAUGACAAUAAUAAUACAGAAAAUGGCAGCAAUAGUAGUGAAACCGAUAACGAUAAUGGAAAUAAUAAUAGACCAUGCAAUUGUAAUCCUCAAGAGGCCCCCUCAAUCUGUACUAAGGAUGGAUCAGAUGGAACGCUUAUUGCACAUGAAAACUGCAACCAAUUUUACAAGUGCUACAAUGGAAAGCCCGUGGCCAUGAAUUGUCCUGGAGAACUCCUGUACGAUCCAUAUAAAGAACAAUGUGACUGGCCUGAAAAUGUAGAAUGUGGCGACAGGAUCAUUCCUGAACCGUGCGAAAACGAAAAUGACAAUAAUAAUACAGAAAAUGGCAGCAAUAGUAGUGAAACCGAUAACGAUAAUGGAAAUAAUAAUAGACCAUGCAAUUGUAAUCCUCAAGAGGCCCCCUCAAUCUGUGCUAAGGAUGGAUCAGACGGAACGCUGAUUGCACAUGAAAACUGCAACCAAUUUUACAAGUGCUACAAUGGACAGCCCGUGGCCAUGAAUUGUCCUGGAGAACUCCUGUACAAUUCAUAUACAGAACAAUGUGACUGGCCUGAAAAUGUAGAAUGUGGCGACAGGAUCAUUCCUGAACCGUGCGAAAACGAAAAUGACAAUAAUAAUACGGAAAAUGGCAGCAAUAGUAGUGAAACCGAUAACGAUAAUGGAAAUAAUAACAGAACAUGCAAUUGUAAUCCUCAAGAGGCCCCCUCAAUCUGUGCUAAGGAUGGAUCAGAUGGAACGCUGAUUGCACAUGAAAACUGCAACCAAUUUUACAAAUGCUACAAUGGAAAGCCCGUGGCCAUGAAAUGUCCUGGAGUACUCCUGUAUAAUUCAUAUAAAGAACAAUGUGACUGGCCUGAAAAUGUAGAAUGCGGUGACAGGAUCAUUCCUGGCCCGGGCGAAAAUGACAUUGACAAUAAUAGUACGGAAAAUGGCGGUAGCAGUAGUGAAACCGAUAACGACAAUGGAAAUAAUAACAGAACAUGCAAUUGCAAUCCUCAAGAGGCCCCCUCAAUCUGUGCUAAGGAUGGAUCAGAUGGAACACUGAUUGCACAUGAAAAUUGCAAUCAAUUUUACAAGUGCUACAAUGGAAAUCCCGUGGCCAUGAAUUGUCCUGGAGAACUCCUGUACGAUCCAUAUAAAGAACAAUGUGACUGGCCUGAAAAUGUAGAAUGCGGUGACAGGAUCAUUUCUGGCCCGGGCGAAAAUGACAAUGACAAUAAUAGUACGGAAAAUGGUGGCAACAGUAGUGAAACCGAUAACGAUAAUGGAAAUAAUAAUAGAACAUGCAAUUGCAACCCUCAAGAAGCGCCCUCAAUCUGUGCUAAGGAUGGAUCAGAAGGAACGCUGAUUGCACAUGAAAACUGCAACCAAUUUUACAAGUGCUUCAAUGGAAAGCCCGUCGCCAUGAAUUGUCCUGGAGAACUCCUGUAUAAUUCAUACACAGAACAAUGUGACUGGCCUGAAAAUGUAGAAUGUGGCGACAGGAUCAUUCCUGAACCGUGCGAAAACGAAAAUGACAAUAAUAAUACGGAAAAUGGCAGCAAUAGUAGUGAAACCGAUAACGAUAAUGGAAAUAAUAACAGAACAUGCAAUUGUAAUCCUCAAGAGGCCCCCUCAAUCUGUGCUAAGGAUGGAUCAGACGGAACGCUGAUUGCACAUGAAAACUGCAACCAAUUUUACAAGUGCUAUAAUGGAAAGCCCGUAGCCAUGAAUUGUCCUGGAGAACUCCUGUACGAUCCAUAUAAAGAACAAUGUGACUGGCCUGAAAAUGUAGAAUGCGGUGACAGGAUCAUUCCUGAACCCUGUGAAAAUGAGAGUGAUAAUAACGGUACAGAAAAUGGCGGCAGUGGUGGUGAUAGUGAGAAUGGAAAUGGCACAUGCAAUUGCAAUCCCCAAGAAGCCCCCUCAAUCUGUGCUAGAGAUGGAACCAAUGGAGAUCUAGUAGCUCAUGAAAACUGCAACCAAUUUUACAUGUGCUUUAAUGGAAAACCGCAUUCUAUGACAUGUCCUGGAGAACUCCUGUACAACGCACAUGAAAAACAAUGUGAUUGGCCUGAAAAAGUAGCAUGUGGCGACAGAAUCAUUCCUGAACCCAGUGAAAAUGAAAACAACAGUACGGAAAACGGCGGUAAUAGUGGCGAGAGUGAAAACGAUAAUAAUAAUGGCACGUGCAAUUGCAAUCCUCAAGAAGCUCCUUUGAUUUGUGAGAAAGAUCAAUCUAAUGGAGAACUAGUGGCGCACGAAAAUUGUAACCAAUUUUAUCAAUGUUUUAAUAGACAACCUAUGCCUAUGAAGUGUCCUGGAAUACUUCUAUACAAUCCUUAUAAACAACAAUGUGACUGGCCUGAAAACGUACAUUGUGGUGAUAGAGUCAUUACACCUCCAAGCGAAAAUGAUAACAGUGACAGUAAUGAAGAAGAUAUUUCUACGGAAAUUGAUAUAAACAAUAAUAGAACUUGUAACUGUGAUCCAAAUCAAGCUGAAUCUAUUUGUAAAAAAGAUAAUUCAGAUAGCACUCUAAUAGCUCAUGAAACCUGCAACAAAUUCUAUGUAUGCAACUUUGGUAUGCCAGUUGCUAUGAAAUGUGGAAAUAAUCUUUUAUAUAAUCCUUACAAAGAAAUAUGUGAUUGGCCCGAGAAUGUAGAUUGUGGUAACAGAGUAAGACUAGAAUCUGAUGAUAAUGAAGGUGGUUGUAAUUGCAUCCCUACACAAGCACCAUUAAUUUGUGCUCGUGAAGGAUCUGAUAAUACUGUGAUUGCCCAUGAAAAUUGUAACCAAUAUUAUCUGUGUUCAAAUGGAAAGCCAAUCGCUUUCACUUGUUUCUCUUCUCUGCUUUACAAUCCAUAUAAACAACAGUGUGACUGGCCUGAAAAUGUUAACUGUGGUUACAGAUUGCAU
This is a messenger RNA of Brenthis ino (lesser marbled fritillary), 5565 nucleotides long. Lineage: Eukaryota; Metazoa; Arthropoda; Insecta; Lepidoptera; Nymphalidae. The record is from the annotation of a GenBank genome assembly.